AUGCCGAGUCACACGCGUGGUGACGACGUGGACAGAGCCGACACAUGUGCAUAUUCUUCUACUUCCCUAGAACAGCCUCUUUCGGCUGAAAACAACCAAACCCCCCUCAAGCAACGCUUAAAUGAUUUUAUACGAGAAACGAGGGAGGAUAAUGCUAAACUCAAAGAAACCAUCACUAAAGAGAUGCUGGGAGAAAUUCAAGAGCUUCGCCACGAAACACUCUCACCACUCCAAACGGUUGAGAGCACACUCGCAAAGAUUAUGGAAAUGAUCCAAGUCCAGGGAGAAACAGAUGUGAACGCUAUAACACUAAGAAGCGGGAGAGCACUUCCAGAAGUUGUUCCGCCUCCGCCACAAUCUGUUCCGACAAAAGAACCAAGGAUGGACAAUGAUGAGACUUCCAACGCGACGCAAGUUGAACGAGCACUCGAAGAAGAAUUCAGAAGGGAAGACAUACAACCACAACCCUCUCGAAAAGGAAAAGAAAUCAUGCAAGAGCCACCACCAGUGUCGAAAGCGAAACUUCCAUUUCCUCAAAGAUUCCGCACUGACAUCAACAACGCCAAGUAUGAUAAGUUCUUACAAAUGCUACGACAGCUACACAUUGACAUGACAUUCAUUGACGCACUGGGAGAAAUGUCGAGGUAUGCCAAAUUCCUUAAGGAUCUUUUAUCUAACAAAAAGAGAUUGGCUGAGACUGCUACUGUUGUGUUAGGAGAAGAGUGUUCUGCUAUAUUACAUAAGGAUGUGCCCCGGAAGUUAAAAGAUCCGGGAAGCUUCACUAUACCUUGUAAUAUAGGAGGCACUACUUUUAAUAGAACCUUGGCAGACCUAGGUGCUAGUAUCAAUCUGAUGCCUUUUGCACUAUACCGAAAAUUGAAUUUAGGAACUUUUAAGCCUACACGCAUGUGUAUUCAGUUAGUUGACCGAUCCACCAAAUACCCUAGGGGUAUAGUGGAAGAUGUUUUGGUCCGAGUCGAUAAAUUCAUUUUUUCAGUGGACUUUGUGAUUUUAGAUAUGGACCCGGAUAUAGAGAUUCCUCUCAUCCUGGGCAGACCUUUCUUGGCGACUGAUAAGCACCAAGAAUAG
This is a messenger RNA of Ipomoea triloba (trilobed morning glory), 1089 nucleotides long. RefSeq lists its product as uncharacterized. NCBI's taxonomy places the organism in Eukaryota, Viridiplantae, Streptophyta, Magnoliopsida, Solanales, Convolvulaceae. The transcript has a single exon. The record is from RefSeq and is a predicted model, not a curated record. The coding region runs from base 1 to 1089 and encodes 362 amino acids.